AUGAAGAUCACACUAUCCUCUUGGCUCGCAGCAGCCUGCCUUCUCCCCUCCGCUCUCGCUUUCCCUCAACUCAGCCCUGAACAAGUCGAGGCUUAUCGCCAACACGCUGAGAGAGCCCCCGAAGCCUGCCCCUUCUCUGCUCAACAAGAAAAGCGAGAUGCAGGUGACUGCCCCUACGCAAAGGAGAAGAGAGCUGCAAAGUUCGACGCCAAGAAGCAGCGCAUCAGUGUUUCUGGUCAGCAUGCCUUUCACGCUCCCAACUUCAAGCUUGGUGACCAGAGAGGUCCCUGCCCUGGUCUGAAUGCGCUUGCCAACCACGGAUACCUGCCUCGUAAUGGUGUUGCGGAUAUGCAGACCAUCAUCCAGGCCACUAACGAGGUCUACGGCAUGAGUCUUGACCUUGGAGGUUUCCUCGCUGUCUACGGUACCGUCUUCAAUGGUAACCCGCUGUCCACCAGCCCAGGCUACUCCAUUGGUGGUCCCAGCCGCUUCAGCCAGAACAUCCUCAAUGGAGGUGGUAUCCUUGGUACCCCUUCUGGUCUCAGCGGUAGUCACAACAAGUAUGAGUCCGAUGUCAGCGCUACACGAGGCGAUCUUUAUGUGACUGGAAACAACUUCCACGUUGUUCUGAGCCGCUUUGAGGAAUACUGGAAGGCCAUUCCACUCAACACCCCAGCCCCCAAACAAUACACCGCUCUGGCGCCGUUCCACUACAAGCGAUUCCAGGACUCUGAGAAGACUAACAGUCACUUCUUCUACUCGCCUUUCGCGGGUGUCUUAGUCUCCCCUGCUGCAUAUUCCUUCCCUCCGCGAAUGAUGGCCAACCACUCCAGCAAAUACCCUGAGGGUUACCUCUCCCGAGAAGUCUUUACCAGCUUCUUCGGUGUCAAGGGUGACAAGCCUGGUAACUUCAAGGUCAACCAGGGCUGGGAACGCAUCCCUGAGAACUGGUACCGUCGCCCGAUAGGUGACGAGUUCUCCAUUCCAGACUUCCUCAUCGAUGUUCUUGAGCAUGCUGCCAAGUACCCUCGUCUGUUGAACAUCGGUGGUAACACCGGCAAGGUCAACAGUUUCGCCGGUGUCGAUAUCAAGGACCUCACUGGCGGUGUCUUCAACACUGCCAUGCUCCUCAAGCCCAACAACCUCGAGUGCUUCGUUAUGCAGAUCAUCAUGGCUGCUGCCCCUGAUGUUCUCGGAAGUCAAUUCACCGAUGUCAAGAAGGCUUUGACACCCUUGAGCGAUAAGCUCCGUCAGCUUCUUGCUAACAAGAGUUGUCCUAAGCUUCAAAAGUAUAACCAGAAGCUGUUUGCCAAGUAUCCUGGUUACACUGAGGCGUACGGCAGCUACGCUGGUGUUUCCAAGGGUUCUCUCAAGGGAAUUAUUGAGACGGGAAAGGGAAUUCUGGGAGGACUUUGGCCUACUGGUAACUAG
Messenger RNA from Fusarium coffeatum, 1431 nucleotides. RefSeq lists its product as uncharacterized. NCBI's taxonomy places the organism in Eukaryota, Fungi, Ascomycota, Sordariomycetes, Hypocreales, Nectriaceae. The record is from RefSeq and is a predicted model, not a curated record. The transcript has a single exon. The coding region runs from base 1 to 1431 and encodes 476 amino acids. Gene Ontology annotation, molecular function: peroxidase activity.